Pediculus humanus corporis (human body louse) is the source of this 714-nucleotide messenger RNA. RefSeq lists its product as uncharacterized. The transcript has 6 exons. NCBI's taxonomy places the organism in Eukaryota, Metazoa, Arthropoda, Insecta, Psocodea, Pediculidae. The record is from RefSeq and is a predicted model, not a curated record. The coding region runs from base 1 to 714 and encodes 237 amino acids.
AUGGGUAACGCGAGAUCAGCAAUCGAUCAUCCUGUCGCGAUCGAAGUGUCAUCGGGAGCAAAUUUACAUUAUCAUCCGGAUUUGAUGACUCAAAUACCUUUCGACGUUAAAAAUAAUUUAUACGGAAACGCGGCCAUUUUACAACCGUCAAACAGCAUCACUGUAACUGUGACGUUACAAAAAAUGACUUCACCAAUCACAAAUCCAAUAUCGAAUCUUACUUUUUACGUAUUCGUACAAAAUAAACCGUUCACACGUUCCGCCAUUGUUUCGUUAUACCCACAGACUGAUAACGAUUGGACACCACCGAAAAUAAAUUAUAAAUUCAAAGGUGAUUGCACUCUAUAUUCAGAACCACAAAAUUGUGAAAAAGGAUUUUGGAGUUUAGAACUUGCAGCUCAAGAUGAUGAAUCAGGCAUUCUCAAAAUACUAUCAGAACCUUAUGGUCUUCUUUUUGAACCUUAUUUUAUGGCAGGAACUAAAGAAUUAGUCACAGCACAUUACACAGCGACAUGUUGUAAAUCCAAAGUUGAUUUUUGGGUAGAAGAUGUCAAAGGAAAUUUUGUUAAACAAUCAUUCGAUGUUUUUAAUCCAAUUGUUGUCGGUGUUUUCUUACUCUUAUUCAUAAUUGUCGCUGUAAUCGUUGCAAUUAUUUUUAUAAGGCAAAAAAAUAAAAGAAGUUUAGUUAUACCGAAAGCAAGGUCUAGUAGUUGA